AUGUUCACUCCACCUCUUUCCUUUGCUAGUGUGUAUGAUGGAGUAACUCAACUUUUUGAGGAGUUUUCCUUGGCUACCCAUACGAAAGACCAUAAGCCAUCACAUUCAACCUCAGGCCUCCCCGAGUUUCCCGGAGCCCCUCCUUGCUCAGCCGCUACAUUGGUGGCAGCUACUUCGCCCACGAACCCUUUCGUUGAUCCCCCCUUUCCCCACCCUAACCCCGUGGCCCCGCCCACCGACCGUCUAUACACAUCAGCGCCCAGCCCCCUGUUAGCCCCAGACGCCUACGAACCCGGACACAACAUUCGUGAUUGGCUGCGUGACUUAGAUCUUUUCUUGACUGACGUCCCUCCCCACCAACAUACUUGUUUCUUACUACGUUUCCUUUGCCCAUCCGCCAGGCGACGCGCCUUCGAUGCCGGCCUUACACCAGCUACUCCCUUCCCCGUCGCCUGCCGUUGCGUCGUGCAGCUGUUCGACACCCCUGACGCGCCUGGCAUCGCGGCAGAGCAAUUUGCCAAGUUACGCCAGGCCCCCGGCAAUCUGUUGACGACUUUGCGACUGAACUCACCCGACUUGCCUCCGCGGCUUUCCCCAAUUUACCACACCCCGAUCGGGACGACCUUAUCCUCUACCGUUUCAUUUCAGGCCUCUUCGAUCGCUCGAUCACCGACUCCUUUCUCCUCCACCCCCCGCGUACUUUGCACGACGCCUUGCGGCAGUGCCGUCUGUAUCUUAGAUAUCACCGAACCCACCAACCCCCUCCGAGACCCCCUUUACCCCCAGCCCGACCGGAGCCCCAAGCCCCAGAUAGACGGAGCACUUUGCCGGUCCGAUUCCCUGAUCACAACCCUGGCUGCCAGUACUGCGCGGCUUUCGAACCACGAGUUCGCCACUGCGGCCAUAACCCACCUUCUGAGUCCACCCCCAUUGACGCUAUUCACUUUCACGAUUUUUUUUCUGUCCCUGCUUUUACUGUGCCGGUACGUGUGGAUAGUCACCCCACUCGGACGUUAGUAGACACGGGCGCAAAUGUGUCGCUUGUCACCAUCCACAAGCUUCCCAAUGACCUACUGCGUCACAUGGACCCACUUCCGGCUCCCCGCUCCCUCCAUGCCGCCAACGGCACGGCGAUACCCGUAUCGGCCACUGUUUCGCUACAGCUUAUGAUCGAAGACGCGCGUAUCUCCCAUAGGUUUCCUGUUACCCCUGAUGGCCCCUGGCCUAUCGUUCUCGGUCUUGAUUUCCUAGAGGCUCAAGAUUGUGUAGUCCAUGUUCGCGAACGACAACUCACACUCGGCCGAAACACCACCGCACCCGCCUCUCCAGCCACUAUAGAAGACCUCGACAUCAUGUACAACUCAGUACUUUCCGCCGUAAUGCUAGAGCCACCCCCUUAGAUACCGUUCUUCCCGCCCCCUCCCUAGUCGGUCCGGUCGCGCACGAGCAGCUUAAGACCCUCCUGAACGCCUUCCCAGACCUUUUCGCCUGGUCCACCGACACCAUCGGGCGCACCCACUUGAUCCAGCAUACGAUCGACACGGGAGACGCCAAGCCCGUGUGGCAACCCCCACGCCGCAUCCCAUUGCACUACCGUGAAGAAGUCAACAAGCUGUUAGAUGAACUGCUGCAGGCUAAAAUAAUCCAGCCUUCGUCGUCCCCAUGGGCUUCUCCCAUAGCCCUCGUCCCCAAGAACGAUGGAUCCGUCCGGCUGUGUGUCGAUUAUCGUCGCCUUAACGCCGUGACAGUUCGUGAUUCCUUCCCGCUUCCGCGGUUAGACGACACCCUAGACGCCUUAGGAAAUGCUGCAUGGUUCUCAACACUAGACCUCAAAUCCGGUUAUUGGCAGGUUGAGAUACAUCCAGACGACCGCCAUAAAACCGCGUUCACGGUACCCCAAGGUCUGUAUGAGGUACAGACCCUUCCGUUUGGCCUGUGCAAUGCCGCCGCCACUUUCCAACGUCUUAUGUAUCGCGUCCUCCAACCCCUCAUACCGGACAAGUGUCUCGUCUACCUCGAUGACAUUAUAGUGUUUGGGAGGUCUAUCGACGAACACAACCACAAGUUGCGCGCGGUAUUGGAAGCCCUCCGCUCCGCUGGUCUGACCCUUAACCCCACGAAGUGCCUUUUUUUACGCCCAUACGAAAGACCAGAAGCCAUCACAUUCAACCUCAGGCCUCCCCGAGUUUCCCGGAGCCCCUCCUUGCUCGGCCGCUACAGAGGUGCGCGUAUGUAG
Messenger RNA from Spirometra erinaceieuropaei, 2236 nucleotides. The record is from the annotation of a GenBank genome assembly. NCBI's taxonomy places the organism in Eukaryota, Metazoa, Platyhelminthes, Cestoda, Diphyllobothriidea, Diphyllobothriidae.